AUGUCGUCGCUUCAACCCAGAGGGCCCGACUCUGCAGUCGGCAAGCAAAAGGCAAUUGAAGAUGCAAAGAAAAUGCAAAAGCUCGUUGCCGAGCAGUGUUUAAAAGUCGGAAAGGAUCCUCCCCAGUACCGUCUUUCAGAGCUCAUUGGCAAGGGCAGUUUCGGCCGUGUAUACAAGGCCACUUCUCUAACAUCAAACCAACUUGUCGCUGUCAAGAUUAUCGACAUUGAAGAGAGUGAUACCGUCAACCCCAAGCUUGCCGAUACGUACAGCGAUUUGCUCAAGGAGAUUAACGCCCUGCAACUUCUUAGUGAUAGCGGCGCUAAGAAUAUUAACCAUGUCAUUGACGCUCUUCCUGUUGGCCAAUCUAUGUGGAUGAUCACGGAAUAUUGUGCCGGAGGCAGUGUCGCUACUCUCAUGAAACCAACCUCACCAGGCGGACUUCAAGAAAAAUGGAUUAUUCCCAUCUUGCGCGAGGUGGCAGAGGCCAUUUAUUGGGUCCAUGGCCAGGGCAUCAUUCACAGAGAUAUCAAAUGUGCCAAUAUUUUGGUUACCGAAGAGGGAAACGUGCAGCUUUGCGAUUUUGGAGUUGCUGGUGUCAUCGAAACCAAAUUCGACAAGCGUUCGACUGUAAUUGGUACGCCUCAUUGGAUGGCCCCCGAGCUCUUCGACAACAGUACUUCCUACGGUACAGAGGUGGAUAUCUGGGCUUUUGGUGCCAUGGUAUUUGAGAUCGCAUCAGGCCUACCCCCAAGUGUGGCUGCAGGUAUGAUGGAUUUCAACAGGCUGGGCUCUUACCUCAAACAGCAUCUCCCUCGCCUCGAGGGAGACCGAUAUUCCCAGGGCCUGAAAGACCUCGUGGCGUACUGCUUGGUUGAUGACCCCAAGCAACGCCCCCCAAUUGAACAAAUCCAACGACACCGGUAUAUACACAACACUCAAGACGCGUAUCCUACCUCAGAUCUUGCACACUUGGUUAGAGGCUACAAGCUGUGGGAGGCACAAGGUGGUGUUCGCAAGUCUCUCUUCUCUGCAGGAGGAGCCCAGGGACCUUCUGACUUAGGUCUCCAGCUCUUGGAUAACGACGAGUGGAACUUCAGUACAACUGCUGCAUUCGAUCAGCAAGUUCUUCAAACCGGCGACGCUCAAGCCGUCUUCGAUGUUUACGGUUCCAAUGUUGACUUCAGGCACGACGGUUUUGACGAUGCUUCGCGCACUCAAAAGCCGAAAGGACGUCGACGCCCACCACCUCAUCUUCCUUCUGUCAAGGCACCAUUGGAAAAACUGUUUGACCCAAAUACGAUAUCAAACUAUGAGGACAACUCUCGAGCAUACUAUGGUCGCCCGUUCCCCCCACCUGUUUCUGAUUUCCAACCCUCCCAACCUCCCCCAGCAUCAGAUUUGCCUUUGAGGAACGAUUCAUCCCAAUCUCCUGGCGUGAGAGAAUCUCUCAUCGACCUUGACAUAUCCCUUGACGGCAGUAAUCUCUCCGAGUUCGUCGACCUGAAUACUAUUCGGGCAGGCGACCCGAGAGCAUCUACAGACUAUGACUUUGGCGACGUAUCUUAUAACAAGCCACCACUCAGUGACCCAGCAGAUAUGAGCAACAACCGUCGAACACGAGAUUGGAAGUUUCCAUCGAUGGCCGCACCACCCGCUUCGGCGAAUCCCGAAAUGUUCAGAUUUCCUUUCAACGAUGAUGAAGGACCAAGCACCAGUCGUCUUAUUCACCCACCCACAGAGCCACUCCAGCCUUCAGCUCAGUUUAACGACCUCGCAGUCCCCUCACCUGGAAAUAACCGAGCAUCAUCGGGUAGUCUCAUCGACUUGGAUAUGAGUCUGGCGGACCCUAUCCCUAUGGGCGACUACACCAGACCAUCAACUUCACACUCUGAUGUGGGAUCUAUAGCCGGCUCAGAGAUAGGAGGAGCGGAUCCUUUCCAGCUGGAAAAACACGCUUCUCUCUAUGUCAUGCCCAACAGUAUACGAGAACCAUCCAUAUACGUAUCUGACGACUCUGAAUAUGCGACUGCUGUCGCGGACCUCUCGCUCAACGACCCUCAGAUGAACUACCAGCAGACUCAGGUUCCGCUAUAUCAACAACCCCCAGCCCAAUCGCAAUCUCCAACCAAUGGAAUUACACUGACUGAAAGGCCAUACUCCCUUAGCGAGUUCGCGGAUACGGAUCCUGAGUCGUUUGCUCCUAAUACACUGGCCACUCCUGAGCUUGCAUUGCAGCCUCCUCCACUUCAGCCUUUGCCAGAUCUACCACCAGCUCGGGACGACUAUCCACGCUCUUUUCAACAGCAAUCUUUCCUGCCACCUGCCCCUACGGCGCCUGCUCCAAUGGUUUUGGAAGGACAGGGCACGUCAGAAGAUGUCAAGGAAGAGCUUCGACGUCUGGCUAUGAGCUUGAGUGACCAUCUCAGCCAUGCAAACGCGUGCUUGUCAGGUCUGCCGCUUCGAAGAGCGAGUACGACCAGGUUAGAACCGGUAGAGACCCCAUUGUAG
Fusarium graminearum PH-1 is the source of this 2511-nucleotide messenger RNA. RefSeq lists its product as uncharacterized. The transcript has a single exon. The record is from RefSeq and is a predicted model, not a curated record. NCBI's taxonomy places the organism in Eukaryota, Fungi, Ascomycota, Sordariomycetes, Hypocreales, Nectriaceae. Gene Ontology annotation, molecular function: protein kinase activity; ATP binding. Gene Ontology annotation, biological process: protein phosphorylation. Bases 1 to 2511 code for a protein of 836 amino acids.